AAAGCCAUACUCUCUCACUCUCUCACGCCCUUUUUCUCUCUCUCUCUCACACUUUCUUCCUUCAAAACCAAGGAAGACCACUGUAGAAGAAGAAGAGGAAGAGGUAGAAGAAGAGGAGGAGGCGCACAAUAGCGCAAAGAUGGCAACGAGGACUAAUGUGAACGGUGAGCACAGACCACCACCACCACGCCCACGCCCACAGCCACAGCCACAGCCACAUCCACAACCACAUCAACAACCACCAUCAUCGCGGUCUAACUCUCACCACUCCCACUACUACCCAACGGCGUCGUCUUCUUCAUCUCCAUCUUCCUCCUCAGCUUCCUUCAAAGGCUGUUGCUGUUGCCUCUUCCUCCUCUUCUCUUUCCUAGCUCUCCUAAUCCUAGCCGUCGUUCUAGUCAUCAUCCUAGCCGUCAAACCCAAGAAACCCUCUUUCGAUCUCCAACAAGUCGGUGUCCAGUACAUGGGCAUAACCACACCCACUUCCAACUCCGCCACUGCCACCGAUCCCAACAACCCGACAACCUCGGCCUCCUUGUCCUUAAGCAUAAGGAUGUUGUUCACCGCGGUGAACCCCAACAAGGUCGGGAUCAAGUACGGCGAGUCCAAGUUCACUGUCAUGUACCGCGGAAUCCCAUUGGGUGAAGCCUCGGUCCCUGGGUUUUACCAAGAGGCCCACAGCGUCAGACAGGUGCAGGCCACCAUCGCCGUUGAUCGAAUCAACUUGCAGCAAGCUGACGCUGCCGAUUUGGUUCGUGACGCUUCCUUAAACGACCGCGUUGAACUCAGGGUCCUCGGUGAUGUCGGUGCUAAGAUCCGUGUCUUGAACUUCGACUCUCCUGGCGUUCAGGUAUCAGUGGACUGUGCAAUAGUAAUAAGUCCGAGGAAGCAAUCUCUCACCUACAAGCAGUGCGGUUUUGAUGGAUUGAGUGUAUGAAAUCUGAACACUCAAACAGCCCCUUAGUAACAGUAACAAAUUCCACAUCCUCUGUUAUUAUUAUUAUUAUUAUUUUUUUGUUUUAUUUUCUCUCUCUACAAUUAGAGAGCAAAAAUGAGAAAGCCACAGAAAAGAAGGCUGGAAAGUAAGUAUGAAGGCCCCAAAAAACCUCUCACGUUGUGGUAGAAAAAGCAAAGCUAGCUUAUAGAGAAGUGAGCAGAUUCUAAACUUGAGGAAAAAAAAAUCCCAUAGAUUUUGUAAAAAAUUUGUAUAAUUGGUUGGUUCACUUGGAUGGAGAAUUUUCUAACUUCGUGUAAAGUGAAAUCUAAAAAAGUGUGGAAUUGAGAUAUUCCACGUCUCAUUGCCUUGUA
Molecule: messenger RNA, 1308 nt
Organism: Quercus robur (English oak)
Lineage: Eukaryota; Viridiplantae; Streptophyta; Magnoliopsida; Fagales; Fagaceae
Exons: 2
Coding region: 140-937 (265 amino acids)
Cellular component (GO): plasma membrane
Source: RefSeq, a predicted model, not a curated record